This is a messenger RNA of Pestalotiopsis fici W106-1, 603 nucleotides long. RefSeq lists its product as uncharacterized. The coding region runs from base 1 to 603 and encodes 200 amino acids. NCBI's taxonomy places the organism in Eukaryota, Fungi, Ascomycota, Sordariomycetes, Amphisphaeriales, Sporocadaceae. The transcript has 2 exons. The record is from RefSeq and is a predicted model, not a curated record.
AUGAACAUUUCGUUACAAACUCCCACCCCUGCGGUCUCAAUGACUGACAGAUAUGUGUCAACAAGCGAAACGACAUUCACGGUUCAUUGCCAUGACAGUACCUUCAGGAAGGUCACUGUAUUCGAUAGCAGUGAGCAGGUGUUAUUUCGUGUCGAGGGAUCCGCUAUUGGCACGUCUUGGAGUUGGCGCCGGAAAGUGUUGGAUUCGUCGGGCAGAGCUCUGUUCGACUUUCGCCAUCACAAAUUUGACAACAAGAAUGGCUGGGUUGUUGAGAGUCCAGACGGACAAAAGCUAUGUUCCCUUGAGCACGCGGCAUUUCUCAAAAAGGGACAUGCGGCAAUCACGGCUAUUGUUCGCACCACGGCAGGAGAAGACGUGCGAGUCGAAAUGAUGCCAAUGGAUCAUUCUGCGCUCACAACGACUGUGGGUGUUGAUGGCUGCCCUUUUGCUGCCAUCACAAAGAUCGAGGAUAACGAUGUCACGCUUAGAGGUGGCAAAGACAGGAGCGUCUGGAGUGUUCAAGCAGCCUCUGGGGUGGAUCUCAGCUUGCUUUUGGCCAUGGUACUGUGUCGAGCGGAAAUGGGACAUGUUUGGAAGAACUGA